AUGCCCCCGCGCACGAGGUCCACGCGCUCGUCGCGCUCCUCGUCGGCCAUCGACAUCCCCGAGGAAACGCCCGACAACGCGCUGCGCACCCAGGUAACGACCGUGUUCCGCGAGGCCCAGCGUACAACAGCCUCGCACCGCAAGCUGGUAGUCACGCUGCGCAAGAUCCAAGAAGCUUGCUGCUACGAACCCGCCACCGGGCAAAAACAGUCGGGCGCUGCGGCCGCCCUCUCCGAAUUCGACGAAGAUGACUUCAACACCGAGUUCGUGCGCUGCGCGCUGCGCAUACUACCCGUGAAAAAGAGCGAGGGCGUGGGCGAGAAGACGGUGCGCUUCGUCAGCCUGUUCCUGCGGCACGCCAUCGAGAAGGACAACGAGCUGCUGGGCGACACGCAGAUGGACGAGGAUGACGCCGACAACAGCACCAUGCCCGAAACGCCCAGCACGCGCCUGACCAGCCAUCUGAUGGAGACUAUUCUGCCUAUGCUCAUGGCCAAGGACAAGUUUGUGCGCUACCGCGCUGCCCAGCUGCUCGCCCAUAUCGUCAACUCGCUCGACGCCAUUGAUGACGACCUCUACCAGAAGCUGCGCGCCGGCCUGUUGCGGCGGAUUCACGACAAGGAGCCCAUGGUCCGCGCUCAGGCGGUGCUAGGCCUGGGCCGCCUGGCGGGGAACGCGCUUGACGAGGAGCCCGGCGCCGGCGACAGUGAUCUGGAUGGUGACGAUGACGGGCCGGGAGGCGCCAGCGGCGUUAGCUUGAUGGAUAAGCUCAUGGACGUGAUGAAGAAUGACCCCAGCGCGGACGUGCGCCGCACGCUGCUGGUCAAUCUGCCCAUCACGCCCAAGACGCUGCCGUCACUGCUGGAGCGCGCGCGCGAUCAGGAUCCGGCUACCCGUCGCGCCGUCUACUCGCGCCUGCUGCCUGCUCUGGGCGAUUUCAGACAUUUGUCGCUGUCGAUGCGCGAGAAGCUGCUGCGCUGGGGCCUGCGCGAUCGUGAUGAGAAUGUGCGCAAGGCUGCCGCCCGGCUCUUCCGCGAGCGCUGGAUUGAGGACUGCGCGGGUACCCCUCGCCCUGAACCUGGCCAGCCGAUCGAGCUGUCGCCGCCGAAUAUGGACGCGCUGCUUGAGCUGCUGGAGCGUAUUGAUGUUGUUAACUCGGGCGGCGAGAACGGCAUCGCGCUCGAGGCCAUGCGCGGCUUCUGGGAGGGUCGUCCAGACUACCGCGACGCCAUGGUCUUCGACGACCACUUCUUCGAGACGCUCAGCGCCGAGUCUGUCUUCGCUCUGCGCACCUUCAAUGACUUCUGCCGCAACGAGGCCGGCGGCAAGUACGAGGCCCUGAUCGAGGAGAAACUCCCCGAAGUCACUAAGCUAGCCUUCUACCUGGAGCGCUACAUCAAGGUGCUGAUCGACGCCAUCAAGCGCGCCGAGGAACAGGGCGAGGAGGAAGAAGAGGACACAGCCGAGCAGGAGUUUAUCGUCGAACAGCUCCUGCACAUCGCACUAACCCUCGACUACGCCGACGAGGUCGGCCGCCGCAAGAUGUUCGCCCUGCUCCGGCAGACGCUCUCCAUCCCCGAGCUCCCCGAGGAAUGCACCAAGCUCACCGUCAUGGUUCUCCGCGACCUGUGCGCCCCCGACGCAGCCGGCGAAAAGGAGUUCACCAGCGUCGUCUUGGAAGCCGUCGCCGACGUGCACGACACCAUCGUCGACGAAGACGACGACGACGCCAACGUGCCGGCCGAAGACGACGAGAGCUUCGUCUCGGCACGUUCCGAAGUCAGCCGUGAGAGCACGCCCGCGCCGGGCGGCGGCGAAGGCGGCGGCAGCAACAGCCGCAAGCGAGGCCGCAGCCCGACGCCCAAGAUGACGGAGGAGGAGGCGGCGGCUAAAGCCAUCCGCGAGAUCAUGAUCAACAUGAAGUGUCUGCACAUCGUGCAGUGCAUGCUGCAGAAUGUUCAGGGCCAGCUACAGUCCAACGACAACCUCAUCAGCAUGCUCAACAACCUGGUUGUCCCCGCCGUGCGAAGCCACGAAGCCCCCGUCCGCGAGCGCGGCCUCGUCUGUCUCGGUCUCUGCGCCCUGCUAGACCGCUCCCUCGCCGAAGAAAACCUCACUCUCUUCAUCCACUUCUUCGCGAAAGGCCACACCGCGCUGCAGAUCACCGCCCUGCACAUCCUGACCGACAUUCUCGUCGUGCACGGCGCGCAGCUCCUCUCCGCCAACCCGACCUUGCUCAAAGUGUACGUCAAGGCCUUGCGCUCGGGAGCAAAACAUCCCGAGCUGCAGGCCGUCGCCGUCGUCGCCGCCUCCAAGCUCUUGCUCGGCCGCGUGGUCAGCGACCGUGAUGUCGCCGCCGAGCUGCUCAAGACGCUGGUCGUCGCGUACUUUGAGCCCGCGAGCGCGGGCAACCAGAGCGUGCGGCAGGCCCUGAACUAUUUCCUGCCUGUGUUUUGUUAUUCGAGGGCGGAGAAUCAGGAUUUGAUGAGGCGCGUGGCGCUGGAUGCCCUGCAUACGCUGUAUAAUGUCAGGGAGGGGUUCGACGAUGAUGAUGCGGAUAUUGAUGAUGAGAUGGUGUCGCUGGCCACGAUUGGCGCGUGUCUCGUGGAUUGGACCGAUCCGAGAAAGGUGUAUACGCCUGAUGCGGGCGGUUUGCAGGCGGAGAAGCAUGUCAACGCUGAUGUUCAUCUUGACUUUGCGAAGGCAAUACUGGAGCGCCUAGAGGGCAACGUUCCCCGAGAAGAAAAGAAAGUCCUCGCCUCGCUCCUCUCCAAGCUCUACAUCUCCCCGGCUUCCUCCCCCGACAAGACCCGCGAAACCUACCGCGUCGUCUCCGCCGCCGUCGACACCAACCUCCUCCCGGACACCACCAGCCGCAACGCCUUGUACAAGAUCCACGUCAGCCUUGGGAAAAUCGUCAACGCCCUGGACGGCGCGGUCCCCUCCGUCGAGACGGCCUCUGUCGCCGGGAGCACCGGUACCGGCAUCGGUACUACUACUACCGCGGCUACGGGCAGGCGGGUCACGAGGGGUUCGGUUUCGGCUGGCUCAGGGACAGGAGCCGGGAGGAGGAGCAUCAGCAGGGCGAGCAGCGUCUCCACGAAUGCUGACCGUCCUGCCUCGGCGUCUGCUGCCGUGCCUGGGAGCAAGGCAGCCAGUACCAUUGAGGAAGAGGAGGAAAAGGAGCAGGAAGAAGAAGAAGAAGAAGAAGAGAAGGAGGAGAAGGAGGAGGAGGAGGAGGAGGAGGAGGAGGAGAAUGUGGAUGAGGAGACGCAAUUAGCGAUGCAGUUGCAGGCGGAUACGACGGCGGCGCAGAGUAGGGAGGGGUCGGUGCAGAUUAAGAGGGAGGAGGAUGAUAGUGAGAGUGAGGCGUCGGAUGCGACAGUUGUGAGGGGAAGUGUGGGGACGGGCAGGAGGGUUAAGCAGGAGGAGGAUGAUGACUUUUAA
This is a messenger RNA of Thermochaetoides thermophila DSM 1495, 3447 nucleotides long. Its product is annotated as condensin complex subunit 3-like protein. Gene Ontology annotation, cellular component: condensed chromosome; condensin complex. The transcript is spliced from 2 exons. The record is from RefSeq and is a predicted model, not a curated record. Gene Ontology annotation, biological process: mitotic chromosome condensation. The coding region runs from base 1 to 3447 and encodes 1148 amino acids. Lineage: Eukaryota; Fungi; Ascomycota; Sordariomycetes; Sordariales; Chaetomiaceae.